AUGGCGGACCUGAGCAACGUCCCCUCUAGACGUUACAAGAUCUUCAACAACACGAAAGAGGCGAUCAAGAUACCCGCUUCGCAUGUCCUGAAGCACCCGACUUUUGAGGAGCAAUUCACCAGAACCAGCCGUUCAAGGUCCCGACGCCUUGAAUCCGGACGUUGCUCAUGCAUCAUCGACAUCGUCACAGUAUUCCUGCGCGAUGGCAGGUUCUACAACCUGCAUACCGGCCAGUGUCGUUGCAUUUGUAAGUCGACCAACUUCUUGACCCGCGCCGUCGCUAUUUACGACUUUGCGGUCGAGUUCGAACUCUAUGCACUCGUGGAGCUGGCUGCGGACGACAUACCCAAGUUUGCCAAGCGCAUGCAACCUGCAGACGUCCUCUGUCUCAAGCUGAUGUAUGGGGAACUCGUGACGCCAGAGGCUGAUGGGACAUCUGGCGACCCUCAGCUCUCGAAUCAUGAGAGUCUCCUUCAGGACCUGGCUCAAUUGGUCAUGUCUUUGGCCGAUUAG
This is a messenger RNA of Fusarium proliferatum ET1, 513 nucleotides long. RefSeq lists its product as uncharacterized. The transcript is spliced from 2 exons. Bases 1 to 513 code for a protein of 170 amino acids. NCBI's taxonomy places the organism in Eukaryota, Fungi, Ascomycota, Sordariomycetes, Hypocreales, Nectriaceae. The record is from RefSeq and is a predicted model, not a curated record.